Molecule: messenger RNA, 1549 nt
Organism: Neurospora tetraspora
Lineage: Eukaryota; Fungi; Ascomycota; Sordariomycetes; Sordariales; Sordariaceae
Product: RAVE subunit 2/Rogdi
Exons: 3
Coding region: 191-1297 (368 amino acids)
Cellular component (GO): RAVE complex
Source: RefSeq, a predicted model, not a curated record
CAAGCAUCCGUCAUUGUCCCAAUUGCUGUCCAGUGUUCAUGUCGACUUCAACUCCAGCAAAACACCACAACAGGCAGCAUCUUAUCCAUCGAGUAUUCUUCUGGCCACGACACAAUAACCAUUUGAUACGAUGGAUGCCUGAUCCAACAACACGAAUCACCAAUAAUACCCUACGCGACCAUCGUCAACCAUGUCUGUCGAGAUCUGGCCACCUAUUGCGCCAGAGCACCUUAAAACCGCCGUCGAAACAUGCCAAGAACGCGAACUCGACUGGCUCGUCCAAGAACUCCGCGAAACCCUCACCAACCUCAAACAUGGCCUCGAAGACUGCUAUGCGCUGCUUGCGCCGAUAGACCCGGGCAGCACCUUGGUACUCAGCACACCACGAAACGAGAUUGUCAAGGGGCACAUCACCCGGGUCGGCACACGGAUAGUCAAGGGGACCAUCCACCUCCGCCUACGCACCCUCCCCCAACAAACCCUCACCAUAAACCCCGACCACCCAAUCCACCUCGCGCCACUAGUCACUUUACACACCCUCCUCACGCACUCCCUCGACCUUCUAACCAUGACGCUCUCCUUCACAUACCCGACCGAGUCCUCUGACCCUUCUCUCGCAUCCGAUUCCGCGUCCUCCAAAUCACGAUCCUCAUCUCCGCAACUCUCGUCCGCCGCCUUCCUCUCCUCCCAACUCCGUCUCCUCUCGCAAUCGAUUUCCGAAUCAUGCGCCAUCCUGAAAGGUCCUCCGCUAGUAACAGCCGCCGAUCCCUCCUGGACUACGAGGUCGAUUGCUCCUUCGCAUUUCGAUCCUCCGCUUACCGCGGCCGCGUCGAAUAAUAAUCCUGGAGCGACACCGAUACCGCCUGUAAGUUUCCAUUUGAGUAUCCAAGAGAGCAGCAUAGUCCUUUGGCUGCGCAGUCUCGAAGCCGCCGGCGCCCCUGUCGGUUUCGGGACCAAGCUCGCGUUUGCGAUUGGUACCGCGCGGAGGCUGGAGCAUGAUGAGGCGGAUAGGAUGUUUGGGUUUUGUUGCGCUGGGGAGGAACACAUCGGGCCGAUGGGGAGUCCGGGGGGUGUGAUGCCGUCGAGCAGCAGUGGGAGGUCUACCCAGACGGCGGGGACGGGGACGAAGCCGCAACAGCAGCCACAAGUGGACGUCUUUGUGAGGGAAAAAGUCCGAGUGGAAAGUGCUGAUCCUAGUCUGUUGUCACUGGCGGCGAAACUGACGGCUUUGGGACACACGCUGGGCUUGGCACGGAGGAACUUGGCAGCGGUCAUGGGAGAGGAGCUGGAGGAUUAGAGGGCCAGACGGCUACUGUCCUUGAAGGGGAGUAGUGAGACUUAUUUCGGGUCGGACGGGACACGGGAGGCUGACAGUGUAUAUGGAAGUCGUUGGUGUUGUUGUUCGCAUUGGCUGGAGUUGGAUAGGACGUUUUAUACCAAGGGAUUCAUGUGUUGUUUUCGGCAUUGUUGUCCGUAGUCACAGUCUAUGGAGGUUUAGCAGGCGCUUCGGUUAUCAGUAGCAUGGUGGUAAUGUUUCUUGAGAAUGAGU